Molecule: messenger RNA, 312 nt
Organism: Rhodotorula graminis WP1
Lineage: Eukaryota; Fungi; Basidiomycota; Microbotryomycetes; Sporidiobolales; Sporidiobolaceae
Exons: 2
Source: RefSeq, a predicted model, not a curated record
GGACCCAACCCGUCUGCGCGCACAGCUCCAUGAGGAACAGGGCUCCUGACCUACCGCUUGGCACAGGGACCAUACAAUAGUAUACCUUGAUGGUAAUGGAGCCAGAUUUGGGCCAGCACAUCAGUAGCAUUGUCAGCCAGACCAAGCCUCUUGGCCCCACUCGGACCCAACCCGUCUGUCCUCCGCUCGUGCCGCUCCGCCUCGACCAUGGCGACCGGGUGGAUCGACGACGUCAACCUGCUUGAAUGGGGCAAGACGGUCAGCUUGGUAAUAGUAUACCUUGAUGGUAAUGGAGCCAGAUUUGGGCCAGCG